UUCCACUAAAUAUACCGCCAGCAGAUAUAAACGAUUAUUAAAUUAUUAUUAAAAUGACUUCGUUUAGGACUACAGACUCUAAACGAGAAGAAUUUAGAAAAUAUCUGGAAAAGACCGGAGUCCUAGACUGUAUUACUAAAGUCCUGGUGGUGCUGUAUGAAGAACCAGAGAAACCUAACAAUGCUAUGGAUUUCUUGCGACAAAAUUUGAAUGCCACUGGACCUAAGACAGCAGACGUUGAGGCUCUGAAGCUUGAGGUCACUGAACUCAGGCAGAAAUGUGAAAAGUUGCAAGAAGAAAACAAUGACCUCAAAGCACGGCUUCAGCAGCUGGAACCAGCGACUGAGCCAGAGAUUCCAGAAAACUGAACCAGA
This is a messenger RNA of Physella acuta, 374 nucleotides long. Its product is annotated as c-Myc-binding protein-like. The record is from RefSeq and is a predicted model, not a curated record. Lineage: Eukaryota; Metazoa; Mollusca; Gastropoda; Physidae. Gene Ontology annotation, molecular function: transcription coactivator activity. Gene Ontology annotation, cellular component: nucleus. Gene Ontology annotation, biological process: regulation of DNA-templated transcription.